This is a messenger RNA of Cucurbitaria berberidis CBS 394.84, 2270 nucleotides long. RefSeq lists its product as uncharacterized. The coding region runs from base 96 to 2174 and encodes 692 amino acids. The record is from RefSeq and is a predicted model, not a curated record. The transcript has a single exon. NCBI's taxonomy places the organism in Eukaryota, Fungi, Ascomycota, Dothideomycetes, Pleosporales, Cucurbitariaceae.
CGUCUAAAAGCUCAUCUGCCCCCGACAGUUUGGUUCGGAAGCUUAGGGAAACUUGGUUGGGCAAAUCGGCUGGGAUUCGUAUGCACGAUUACAAGAUGCUCAAGACCAUUAUCCUUGCUCUGGCCGCCGCAGGCACGCAUGCCUUCCCUGCGCCCAGGGACCUUGCCGAACAGCACUUCCCCAACAACUUGGUUGUAAAGCUAUCUGUCGCAAGCGGUCUAUUAAAUGCUCCAACCGAUGGCCGAAUCGUGUUGAUGCUCGCACCCAACGGAACCGAUCCUCUCGAAGACACGGAUGUCACCUCGUCGCCCAACGCAAUCUUCGGGAAGAACGUAUACAAAUUCGGACCCAAGGACACAGUCACCUUUUCUGGCGGAAGCAAUAUCAGCACUGAGACCGGGGUAUAUGGCUGGCCGAACGUCAGUCUGAAUCAGACUCCCCCAGGCCGCUACCAAGUGCAGGCGUUUCUGACCAAGUACGAGACGGUAACGCGCAGUGACGGGUCAAAAGUGAGCGUUCACUUCCCUUGCGGCGAUGGUGCACCAAACGUCAAUGGCUUCGGCAGUUUGACUACACCGCCAGUUGAUAUUGACGUUAUUGGAGGCGCGCAAACCCUUGAACUCAAGUUCGAGAACAUCACAGCCGUGGAGCCCUUCAAGGGCAAAGAAAUUGGCGGAUGCAACCAAGCCAACUACGAGGAGACCAAGAAUCUCAAAUACGUCAAGAUCCGCAGUAAGAAGCUCAGCGAGUUCUGGGGCCGCGAUAUGUACGUAGGAGCGAAUGUUGUACUUCCCGCAGGCUACAGUGCGAACGACACAACCACGCGGUACCCGGUCAUCUACGCGCAAGGGCACUGGGAUGGAGGCUCGGGUGCUUUCCGUUACUCUAAGGAUGAUGAGUUUACAGCUGCGUGGGACAAAGGUGUCAUUCCAGGCGGCAACACAACAGCAGAUCGCCCCGCGCCCAAGCUGAUCCUCGUUACUUUCCGCCACGAAGCGCCCUUUUACGAUGAUUCGUAUGCAGUCAACACAGCAAACCUCGGUCCGUACGGUGAUGCCAUCAACGAUGAGCUCAUCCCUCACAUUGAGGAGAAAUUCCACACGAUCCGUGCUCCUUAUGCGCGCAUCCAAGAGGGCGGCUCAACUGGAGGUUGGGAAUCGAUAGCCAACGUCAUAUUCAGACCGGACCUGUUCGGUGUGUGCUUUUCGUCUUAUCCCGACUCUCUGGACUUUCAUAGGCAUCAAGAUAUCGAGUUAUAUAGAGCUAAAAAUGCGUAUCGACGAGAGGACGGCAGCUUUGUUCCCUCCAUCCGAACCCAUGAAAAUCGCACCGAAGUCGUUCUUGCUACCGCUGCGCUAGAGAAUCACUGGGAGCUCCCCUUCGGCACUGCUUCGCGCUCAUCGAACCAAUGGGAUAUCUGGAAUGCUGUUUAUGGCAUUCAAGGUUACAACAACUACCCAUUGGAGCCUUGGGACAAGGUCACAGGCGAGAUCUAUCCCGAGGCAGUCGAGUUCUGGAAGCCCAUGGACCUGAGCAACUACAUCGUCAGCAACUGGAACAAUUCUCGCAAUCUUGGCAAAACCCUAGCUGGACGUAUUUAUGUUUACGUCGGUAGCUGGGACAAUUACUAUUUGAACGAGGGCGUGCAGGAAUUCCAGAAGCGCACCGAUGCUGUCGGCGGUGCUGGAUGGGCGAACAUUACUAUUUUGCCGGAAAAACGCCAUGGUGGAAACUAUCAAGACCGCGAGAUCUGGGAUUACCUGACGCUUGUGGAUAGCUGGAUUAAGGACCACGGUCCCAAUGGUACCUCGCCUCUGAGCAGCGAAGUCACUGCGCCAACGACACGUGGAAACCAAUGGGAGGAAGUCAUCAAACGUGGCGGACGCGCCGCUGCGAUCGCGCGCCAGGCGCCCCCGGCAAUCAAUAGCAAAGAGAAAAUCACAAAGGGCACGAAACUUGAUGCCAGUGUUGGACGUUGGGACCCGGGCAUGAAGCUGGAGGCGCAAUGGGCACUUAAUGGUAAACCUACCGGAAAAGCGUUCAAAGUAAAGCCAGGUAAAACGGCUCAUUACAAAGCAGAGAAGAAGGGUAGACUCGAGCUGUGGGUUACUGGUUCCAAGCGGAAUUACGACACUGAGACGAGGCGUAGCAAUGCUGUUACAGUAGAGAAAUGAGGAGAGGAGAUUUCUAUGUAAAAUCACUACCCUAGAGAAAGGCAUUUAUCGCAUUAAUAUUGGAGAACUAUAAAGUCACCUACUACUCAACCACUU